Messenger RNA from Galendromus occidentalis (western predatory mite), 2316 nucleotides. RefSeq lists its product as uncharacterized. The transcript has 16 exons. The record is from RefSeq and is a predicted model, not a curated record. The coding region runs from base 1 to 2316 and encodes 771 amino acids. NCBI's taxonomy places the organism in Eukaryota, Metazoa, Arthropoda, Arachnida, Mesostigmata, Phytoseiidae.
AUGGUGAUGGACGCCGCAAAUUCAUCGGACCCAUUGGUGCAAAUUCAGGGCCCGUCGAGACUCAGUAUACCGUGGACUACGGGGAUCAUCGUAGCGGCCUACGGGUCGAUUUUUGUCUUAGGGCUCAUUGGAAAUUCCCUCGUGAUCCUGACGCUGACGCGAAACAAACGCAUGAAGGUCGCCACUAAUGUGUUCCUCUUGAACUUAGCCGUCAGUGAUCUUCUUCUUGGAGUGUUCUGUAUGCCUUUCACCUUGAGCGGGGCUCUGCUUCGAAAUUUUAUCUUCGGAGAGUUGAUGUGCAAACUCAUCCCCUUCCUGCAAGGAGUCACUGUUGCCGUAAGCGUGUGGACGUUGGUGGUUAUUUCAGUAGAGCGGUACUUGGCCGUCUGCAGUCCUCUGUCGCAACACGGGAGCUCGUUUGCGUCGCGGCAUGCGUUGCUAAUAACAUUGAUAAUCUGGAUUGUUGCUCUCGCAACGAUGUCACCAACUUUCCUGCUUAGUGAACUGAGACCGGUCGGGGAAACCGGAAGGCAGAAGUGCCGUGAGAUGUGGACGGAUAAAUACAAGGAGUAUGCAUUCAACAUCGGAUUGGACCUUAUGUUAUUUGCAUUGCCGAUGAUUGCGAUGAGUUUCGCCUAUGGAAACAUCUGUUGGAUGCUCAAGAGAGGACUGACUGAAGAGAAGCCCAUCCACAUGAAUCACAUGUCGGAAAUCGUGAUCGCUGGCACCAGUGGAUGUGCUGUGCUCAGCGAUAAAACCAGUCAGGAAGUUAUUGACCGGGAGCCGCGUCUCAUAGUGAAGUGGAGCCGAGUAGAAGAAAACUCGGAGCCUCUGGCAACGACGGAGUUAACCAAUCAGAAAUGGCCCACAACGGCUCUAAACGGCAGCGAGGUCAGCUCGUCAGCCAAAGAGAUGAUCCGAUUUAUGCGGACCAACACCUACGAGCAUCGGAUGGCAGUUCGCAACCGAGUCAUCCGUAUGAUGUUUGUUGUGGUAAUUGAGUUUUUCAUUUGUUGGACACCGAUUUACGUUAUCAAUACGGUCAACUCGAUAUCGCCAGCACACCUGUCGCCCUUAGGCAGCCGGGGUGUAUCGCUCUUCCAUCUCCUAGCGUACUGCUCAUCUUGUUGCAAUCCAAUUACGUAUUGCUUCAUGAACCGCAACUUCAGAAGAGAGUUCCGGCGGGCUGUGCGAUGCAACGAAUUCGGCAUGGAGUUACUCCUCAUAAUGAAUUGGACCGUAAACGAGGAAAUAUGCAAGCUCGAUCGCGACCGCAUGAGAGCAUUGUCCAUUAGUGCUCCAGAGGCCGCGAACGAGACCGCGACCAUCCCGCCAGACCAGAUGGACGAGUUCUGGUAUCCAGACCUAUACUUCGACCAAGCGAGCUCGGUCGUGAUGCCGUCGGAGGUUAAUCCGACAAAAAACCUCAGAAUGAUGCGCUUGGAGAAUGGAUGCGAAUUCAAGACCAGGAUCAAAUUAUCAACGGCAAUCAGAUGCGUGAUGGAUUUCAUCUGGUUUCCCGUGGAUACGCAAGUAUGCCCGAUAAACAUCAGAAGCUUCAUUUACCCCGAGAAGAACGUUGGUUUCUACUGGAGGUAUUUUCCGGAAGACGCAACCCGGAACGCUCUCAGAAUCGACCCCGGGCUGCUGUCCCUGCAAUAUUCUUUGGGAUACGAGUACUUUCCAGAACUCCGAGAUCGUUGGUCGGACCCGAUUUACGCUGAAUUCAAAGCUCGCGGCGUCAGUUUCGUGCUCAGGUUCCGCCGGAACGUUUUCUACCAAAUACUAAACACGUACAUCCCGUUCCUGGGGAAUGUCAUCACUGCGUUUGCGGCAUUUUGGAUGAGUUCUCAGGCCAUCGCGUCGAGAAUCAAUAUGACGACCAUAACCCUCUUGGCCAUGUUCACGCAGAUGAGCACCUAUCGCACUCAGUUGCCACAACUUCCUCUAGUCACGGCGUGUGAUUCAUUCGUAAUGCUUUGUAUGUUGAAUGUCUUCGCGAGCACCGUGGAAUGUGUUCUGGUGCAGCGAGCCAAUCACUUGAUGAAACGAGACGGAAAAGGGCCGAAGCGGAUCGUAUCCCGACAGAAGCAUUUCUUCAAUCAGAAAACAUCGAAGCGCGACAAGAAAAGUCCGAAACGGAAUCCGAUGGCGUUAUUCCCACGCAUUUUCCAUCCUCGCUCGUGGCAAAAACCGCAGAGAGCUGUCCAAGAACCGCUCAUGGUUGACGGUGUCAUGAGGAAGUAUUUGGUCGCGGAGUUCGUGCUCCUAGUUUGCGUAGCUCAUCCGCUGGCGCUUGUUUUUCUUGCGCGUUAA